Molecule: messenger RNA, 5135 nt
Organism: Rhipicephalus sanguineus (brown dog tick)
Lineage: Eukaryota; Metazoa; Arthropoda; Arachnida; Ixodida; Ixodidae
Gene: Sec24AB
Product: protein transport protein Sec24A
Exons: 25
Coding region: 93-3830 (1245 amino acids)
Biological process (GO): COPII-coated vesicle cargo loading; endoplasmic reticulum to Golgi vesicle-mediated transport; intracellular protein transport
Cellular component (GO): COPII vesicle coat; endoplasmic reticulum exit site
Molecular function (GO): SNARE binding; zinc ion binding
Source: RefSeq, a predicted model, not a curated record
ACGUAACGUCAGCUUCUUGCCACGGGAAGUAUGAGUGUUUUAUAGAAGUAAAAGACGAAGCCGUCGAGCUGCGCUUUAACCAUUUCUAAGGUAUGGCAACGCCUGGGGGUCAAGGUGUGCCCUAUGGAGGCGUUCCUUACGGCCGGCCGGGAGCACCUUCUUCUGGGGUAGCAGAAGGGACAAGUCCCCAUGCUGUGCCUUAUGGGGACAGUGCCCAACACAUGGCCAAGGAAGCCCACCAACUCCGACCUCCGCCUUCAGGGGUUAUGGCCCAACCUCCAUCAACACAGUCAAAGCCCAAUGGGCCAACUGUAAACGGCAGCUGGGCUCAUUUGGGUGGUGGGUACACCAAUGGACCUGCAUCAAAGGUUUCCCCGCACCAACAGCAAGUGCCUUCUUUGAGUCCUGCAGGUGUGCCAUCGAGCAGAAUAAACCAGAGUUACCAGCAGCCUGGCUCAAGUCCUCUAGUGACACCUACAACAUCUGAGCCAACAUCAGCGAAGUCUUCACGGAACGCUUCUCCAAUCCCAAGUCAGCGUUACGAUUUCAUGGAGGGGCAGUUCUCUUCUCCCAGGCCGAGCCCUGUCAACUACACGUACCCCAACACCAGUCAAGCAGCUCCACCCCUCCGGGGAGGCCCACAACCACCAGUAGUAGGAUUCUAUCCACCAGCCUCUCAGGGAUCAAGCUCGUCAACCUUUGCAAGGGUGGCACCACAGCAGUCUGGACAACCUCCUAUGGGGCCACCUACCUCUGGAUCCUCAUUCGCCAGGCCAACACCUGUGUCAGUGCCUAGCAGCCUACCUUCGCCACCCGUUUCUGGUAGCGCAUAUCCAGUGUCCACUCCCUCUUGUGCUUUCCCUGGACCUCCCACAUUGGGUGUGCAAUCUGUGCCAGGCAUGCCACCUCCAGUCUCGUCCAACCAGCACCCAGCUACCAGCCCUCAAGCUGCAUUUCAAGGCCAGCUGUCAGCAUCCACCACUUUUCGGCCAGUCAUGGGCCCAGCCCCACCAGUCUCAGGUCCCCCUCUGCCUCCACCCUUGGGUACCAGCCGACUGCCUGGCCAACCACCUGCUGCUGCUAUCCCUUCUCCUCCUACAUCUUCAGUGCCACAUCCACCAUCAUCCCAGUUUUCAGGCCCACCUCCACCAGUGUCGGGACAGAGUGCAUCGGCACACUUUCAGGGUCUGAGGGUCCCGGGUGUGGCUAGCUCUGGAGUGCCUUCACCUCCUGUUUCGCUCCCAGCGACACAAUCUCAGGGGUAUGGACCACCUCCAGGUAGCAUGCUUGGUGCACCACAACUGAGACAGGGUUUCCCUGGCCCACCGCCCACUUCAGCUGCUCAGGCCCAGGCAUUGCACGGGAGGCCAUCAUAUCCGCAACAGCCUGGCUACAGUCAUUCAAGUGGCACCAACAGUAUGCAGCCGCCACCACCUCCCCUCUACAACACUCAGCAGCAGCAGCAGCAGCAGCAGCAGCAACCAACUCUUGAGCCACCCAUGGGAGGAGUGCCAGGCUAUGACCCAGAACUACAUUCAAGAAUGUCAGGCCUCAGUGUAAAUGCCAGCUUCAACAAACUUUGGGGCUAUGAAGCAUGCAAUUUGCUUCAAACACGGAACAUUCUUCCCAAGGCUCCAGAGGACCCACCCAAGCCAUCGCUGCCUGGUGAUAAUGCAAAUUGUUCACCUGACAUAUUUAGGUGCACUUUGACCAAGAUACCAGAGACGCAGUCCCUUCUGCAGAAGGCUCGCCUACCGUUAGGUGUCCUUAUUCAUCCAUUUCGAGAUGUUAAUCACCUGCCUGUGAUUCAAAGCAGCACCAUUGUGCGCUGUCGCUCUUGUCGUGCCUACAUCAACCCAUACGUGCAGUUUGUGGAGAGGCAAAAGUGGAAGUGCAACAUUUGCUUCCGCAUCAAUCCCUUGCCUGAUGACUUCAUGUAUGACCCAUCAACGAAAAAAUAUGGUGAGCCAGAACGGCGGCCUGAGGUUCGCCAUGCUACUGUGGAGUUCAUUGCCCCAACAGAAUACAUGUUACGGCCACCGCAGCCAGCAGCCUACCUCUUUGUUCUUGAUGUUUCCCAUGGUGCCAUACAGACAGGAUACUUGUCAUCAUUCUGCAAGGUCCUUUUGGAGGAGCUGGACAACAUUCCAGGUGACAGUCGUACACAGGUGGGCUUUGUAACCUUCGACUCUUCAGUACACUUCUACAACUUGGGUGAAGGGCUCAGCCAGCCACAGAUGCUGCUUGUCUCGGACAUUGAUGAUGUAUUUGUGCCCUCUCCAGACAGUCUGUUAGUCAACAUCCAUGAAAGCAAAGCACUUGUACAAGAUCUCUUGACCAAUCUGCCGUCAAUCCAUGCACAAAAUGGGGAAACGACGAGUGCCUUGGGUGCUGCUGUACAGGCUGCUUAUAAGCUAGUGAGUCCUAUUGGUGGGAGGGUAUCAGUGUUCCAGACUUGCCUUCCUAAUGCUGGUCCUGGUAGCCUCAAGCCUAGAGAAGACCCCAAUCAGAGGGCUGCAAAGGAAAUCAUGAACCUGCUACCAGCGACUGACUUCUACAAGAAACUUGCCCUCGACUGCUCAGGCCAGCAAGUGGCUGUUGAUGUGUUCCUCAUGGGCGCACAAUAUAUGGACGUGGCAAGCAUUGCCUGUAUCUCCAAGUACUCUGCAGGCUGCAUCAGCUAUUAUCCAGGCCUGCACAGCAUUCAGAACCGGAGUCAGGUAGAGAAGUUUGAGGCUGAGCUGAGGUAUUACAUCACACGCAAGAUCGGCUUUGAAGCAGUUAUGAGGAUACGGUGUACCAAAGGACUUGUGAUUCACACGUUCCAUGGCAACUUCUUCGUGCGCUCAACAGACCUGCUGUCGUUGCCCAAUGUGAACCCAGAUGCAGGUUUCGGCAUGCAGAUAGCCAUUGAAGAGAGCUUGGCUGACUGUAACCUAGCCUGUUUUCAGGCGGCAGUACUUUACACAUCCAGUCGAGGUGAAAGGCGGAUUCGGGUGCACACACUGUGCCUUCCGGUGACUGCAAUGCUGCAAGACAUCCUCGGAUCUGUAGAUCAGGAAGCAGUCAUGGGCAUGCUCUGUAAAAUGGCGGUGGACCGGAGCCUUUCAUCGUCAGUGGUGGAUGCACGAGAGGCAAUGGUUAAUGCCUGCCUGGACCUGAUCCAAGCUUUCAAGACUACGCUGAAUGCUGGUCAAGCAGCUGCAUUGGGGCUGCCUAUACCACAUUGUGCCCGCCUCGUGCCGCUAUAUGUGCUUGCACUCAUGAAACAUACAGCAUUUCGUGUGGGCAUUAGUACCAAGCUGGACGAACGGGUCUUUGCUAUGGAACAGAUGAAAAUGAUGCCUCUGUCGUACCUGAUGACUUACAUCUAUCCAGCAUUGUAUCCUCUACAUAUGCUUGAUGACCAGGACACCUUGGAGCUGGACGAUGGAACACUGGUGUGCCAGCCGCCACGAUUGCAGCUGUCCUUUGAAAAUAUUGACAGGCAUGGUUGCUACGCAUUGGACACAGUCGACCGCCUCUACCUAUAUGUGAGCCGUGCACUCAGCGACCGAUUCUGCACGAAUGUGCUGGGCGUGCCAAACUUUGCUGCCAUUCCUGAGGACAUGAAUGAGCUGCCCCAGCUUGAAACUGAGGAGUCUGAAAGGGUACGAAACUUCCUUUCCUGGACACAGUCAAGACGGCCCUUCUACAGCCCCCUCUGGGUGAUCAGGGAAGACAGCAAGGAUCGGCACCUUUUUGUGCAGCACAUGGUUGAUGACCGAACAGAAUCAGCACUUUCCUACUAUGAAUUCCUUCAACACUUGAAGCAGCAGCUAAGCAAAUAGGAAGAAGACUGCUCAUAGUUUAUAAACGUUCUUUUAUUAUUUUUUCUUCUUUCUUUUCCCCAGUGGUCUUGCCUCUUUCUCACUCCUCUGUGGCUCUUCUUUCUUGUCCACUCCUGUGCAGCUGUAACUUGCAGCAGAAACUUCGUGGACACUCAAGGCGAGCCUACUUUCACAGUUCGUGUGAAGACGUCGAUGCGCGCGACUUGUGCGUGUGUGUGUGUGCAACAAAACACCCUGCAAUGCCAGAAGUGUGGUGCCACGGGAAAGAAAUGUUCUCUCGUGAUAAAGAGAGAGAGAGAGUGUGUCGAUGGAGCAUUAGACUGUGUGCUUUUUUUUUCUUGCUCCCUCCUCCUUUCUCUCCGUUUGUUUUAAGGGCAUGAAAAAAAUUGUAUGCCAAGUUUACCCAUGGGUGUUGUGCCGUGAAAGCUGCUCUGUCGUUUACUUAGGCGCCGUUUUAAAGGUUUAUGUUUCCUGCCUUUUCUUCUAAAAAUAUAACUUGCAACUUGGUGUUUUAAAAUUCUUUUCUAGUGGAAUCGCAUUAUUUUUUUUUCUUGUGGUGUCAUUUUCUUAGAGAACAAGAAAAGGCUAUUUUGAGAGUGGCUUUUUCUUCUUCACACCUGAAGCUUAUCUCGCGUAACUGCAAGGAUUGCCUCUCCUUUUUACUGUACCUUUAUAGGGAUAGAACUAAUUGGCUGAUGUUGGUACCUUGUGAUUUCAGUUGACACAGAGUUUGGUUCAUUUUCCAUGUGGCAUAACAAAAGACUAAUCUUUUUCUGAAAUAUGUCUUUGAGAGAUGAAUUUUUGUUCAAUUAGUAAAGACAUCUGCCCGGUUUCCACAGGGCUGUUAAAAUGUGCUCAGCUGUUUGCUUUGGAGGCUAACUUAAUGGUUUUUGAACAACUUUGCUACUGUUGCUUCAGGCCUGUUCAAUGAAGUUGUUCCUUUUAUCAUAUGAACUCUGUUUUCUACACAUGGUUUUCUGCUUUUGUAGAUGUUAUUCUGUGCAGAUGAGAAGUGCUUGGAGAUGGUAUUUCGGGGGCAGCCAUGACAUUGUAAUUUGCAGUUUAUAUUACCUUUUGUGUUUGUGGUUGGGGGCUCUUAAAAAUUUGAGUAUUGCCACAGUGUUUGACUUUUUAACAAAUUGCCAUCCAUGAAUUGCUUCAGUGAUGUGCACUAGGAGUUGUGUGUAUAUAAACAUAGGUAUAUAUACAUAUUAUAAAUGUGUCAAGAACAAUUGUUUGCUGUUUUGUUUGUUUUUUGCUUUUGGGUGUGAUGCCGCUAGAACAUUUUACUGCUUUGUGCAAAGA